Anopheles aquasalis is the source of this 1965-nucleotide messenger RNA. Its product is annotated as nose resistant to fluoxetine protein 6-like. The record is from RefSeq and is a predicted model, not a curated record. Gene Ontology annotation, molecular function: acyltransferase activity, transferring groups other than amino-acyl groups. NCBI's taxonomy places the organism in Eukaryota, Metazoa, Arthropoda, Insecta, Diptera, Culicidae.
AUGCAAUCAGUAAGCAAAUGGCUCCUGUUCUGUUUGUGGUUUGUGUUCGAGGUUCAGGCAGAAGAUGCGUACCGAUUACCGGACAUCUUCAUGUACGAUGAUUGGGAGACUUGCUCCAACUCAUCUGUUUACUGCUACGCCAAGACACUGCUGCGCGUGGAUCAGUUUCCGGUUGGUGUCCUUGUGCCCGAUACAGAAAGUACCGAUCGAAUCGUCUACAAUCAUCGGCGACAUGUCCUCGAGUUGGGUGUCUGCAUAUCAAAGUGUCAGGAUGAGAUCAGUGGAUUGAGUGAAAUGGAACGCAGUGCUCUGGACCAUCCCGCGAUACCUGUUAAUUACACGUUCCAUGUUCCCAGCCAUGUCUUUCCCACGAUGGCGGCCGAUGCUCGACGCUACAGCUCACUGGUGAACGUUUGCAUCAACAAGCGAUUGCGUGCGGAGUACAACAUUUCGGGGCAUACCACGUUGGAGUACUGCCGGCCACCUCGAAGCAGCCCAGCGCCACCAUUCACUUUCUUGGAGAAUGCUUUCAUUGCGAUUACAUUCAUCUUGGUGAGCGUGAUGCUUCUUGCGACUUUCAUCGAUACAUGCUCGCCGAAUGAUAAAACUCCAAGCGAUGGCUGGGUGAUGGCCUUUUCAAUCCGCCAAAACUGGAUUCGACUGCUGGAGCAACCGCGGACGGAUUUGCAGCAAGAGCUGGUCCAUAUCGGCGGACUGCGAGUAGUGCUGCAGCAUCUUCUUAUUGUGAUACACAGCGUUGGGAUGGUGAUGAUCGCACCAACGCAGAAUUAUGAUAAAAUGGAACGUUCCCUUCAUCACUAUCCACUUCUCGCAUACAUCACAACGAACGCCGUACUCGUCCAGAUCUUCUUCACCAUCGGAGGAUAUCUGUUGAGCGUAAACUUUCUGCGCGAUACCCGGACUCUUCUCAUCGAUGGACGAUACAUCACGAAGAAGCUACUGAACCGAUUGCUCCGUCUACUGCCGGUCUACUGGUACUUUCUGUUGUUCUCGGUCAGCAUUAACGUACGCUUUGACACGACCGUCAGCGGAUACCGUCUGUUUACGGUUGAGAAUGCCUUCUGUCGCCAGAACGGAUGGAGUAACUUGCUGUUCAUCAACAAUCUGGCCUGGCCGGUGGAAAUGUGCCUGCUUCAUACCUGGUAUCUAGCGGCCGAUUUUCAACUGUUUCUGUAUGCCCUCCCCGUGCUCGUUGUGGUGCACCGUUGGCCAAAGAGCAGCGGCAGUGUGUUCAUGGUGGCAAUAUUAUUUUCACUGUGGAUGCCAGCGUACAUUACGUACAUCGAGAAGCUGCAUCCGGUGUUCCCGUUCAAACUAAGUGAAGCGAAGCUGUUUUUGAUGUACGACCCUUGGAUACGAAAGAUUCACAUGCCGAGCUACGCCAACACGGGCAGCUACUUGGCUGGUCUGAUUGCUGGAUAUCUGCACGAUCGUGUCACCAAUCACAAGCUGCAGUUGUGUGCAUUCCUGCUCUAUCGUGCCGCUGACCGUUGGAUAACCCCCUUUAUGGUCGUUGUUUUGUUUUCCUCCGGAAUUUGGUACUCGAUCGAUGUACCGAAACCAUCGUUGUGGGUUUCACUGUACAGUGCAGUGUACCGCAAUGUACUAGGAGUGUUUGUGGCCGUCUGUUUUCUGCGUUCCAUCAAUGCUGCCAAAGGGCUGUUAAGGCGCAUCCUGUCACUAAAACUGUUGACCACGCUUGGCAAGCUGACGUACAGUGUGUACGUGCUACAUGAUGUCGCGAUGCGCUUUGUGCAACGGAACGAGCCCACGGUAUCGACGAUCAGCGUAAGGAAGGUGCUCAGUUUUGUCUCGCUGAUCAACAUGCUCGCAUUUGUUGGUGGUCUGCUGGUGUUUCUGCUCGUGGAGCAACCGAUGAUACAGCUGUUCAAGCCAAGCAUCGACCGUUUAUGCCCGUCGAGAAGAAAGAAUAAGACGGACUAG